This is a messenger RNA of Amblyraja radiata (thorny skate), 3130 nucleotides long. RefSeq names its product aconitase 1, soluble (gene aco1). The record is from RefSeq and is a predicted model, not a curated record. The transcript is spliced from 20 exons. NCBI's taxonomy places the organism in Eukaryota, Metazoa, Chordata, Chondrichthyes, Rajiformes, Rajidae. The coding region runs from base 168 to 2813 and encodes 881 amino acids.
GGCGCGCGCAAAGAUACUAGAGGAGCUCCUCUAUAAUCUUUGGGCGCGCGUGCGUGCGGCCGGCCGUUGGUCCAGGGAAGGCUCGAGGAGGAGGGGAGGUGGAUCCGCGACCUGAAGCCUCGACCGACAGGGAGCCGGCGGCCUCCAGCUUCGCUGCAGGUGCUAUAAUGAGUAACCCAUAUAGACAGCUCUUGGAGCCCCUUCAUUCGAAUUGUAAGGAAAAGAAGUUCUACAAUCUGCUCAAAAUGAGAGAUGACAGAUAUGCACAGUUGCCAUUCUCUAUCCGUGUACUUCUGGAAGCAGCAAUCAGAAACUGUGACAGUUUUCUUGUGAAGAAAGAAGAUGUUGAAAACAUAUUGAACUGGAAGGUGACGCAGCAUCAAAAUGUUGAGGUGCCUUUUAAGCCUGCUCGUGUCAUCUUGCAAGAUUUCACUGGCGUGCCUGCAUUGGUAGACUUUGCUGCCAUGCGAGACGCUGUGAAAAAACUAGGAGGUGAUCCAGAGAAUAUCAACCCAAUCUGUCCAGCGGACUUGGUAAUCGACCACUCCAUUCAAGUGGAUUUUAACAGAUGUUCAACUUCAAAUUAUUUUCUUGCAUUUCUCUGUACAUUGAAGUGGGGCUCUAAAGCAUUUCAAAAUAUGAAGAUCAUUCCUCCGGGCUCGGGAAUCAUCCACCAGGUGAAUUUGGAAUAUUUAGCACAGGUGGUAUUUGAUAACGAUGGUUGCUACUACCCUGACAGUCUCGUGGGUACGGAUUCCCACACAACGAUGAUUGAUGGCCUCGGAGUGCUCGGCUGGGGUGUGGGUGGCAUUGAAGCCGAGGCGGUGAUGCUUGGUCAACCCAUCAGCAUGGUUCUACCAAAGGUCGUUGGUUAUAAGAUGACAGGAACUCCCAACUCUUUUGUAACUUCAACGGAUAUAGUCCUCACAAUCACAAAACACCUUCGCCAGGUUGGAGUUGUUGGGAAAUUUGUGGAAUUCUUUGGUCCAGGUGUGGCACAACUAUCCAUUGCCGAUCGAGCAACUAUUGCCAACAUGUGCCCAGAGUAUGGAGCAACAGCAGCUUUCUUUCCAGUGGAUAACAUAAGCAUAAAAUACCUGGAGCAAACAGGUCGAGAUCAAAGUAAACUGAGUUACAUUGAAAGAUAUCUCAGAGCUGUUGGAAUGUUCCGAGAUUUCAACGAUGCAUCCCAAGACCCAGAGUUUACUCAGAUUGCGGAACUGGACCUGAGCACUGUGGUAUCAUGCUGCAGUGGUCCUAAACGUCCUCAGGACAAAGUGGCUGUGUCUGAUAUGAUGAAAGAUUUUGAAAGUUGUCUGACUGCAAAGCAAGGAUUUAAGGGAUUUCAGAUUCCACCAGCCCGUCAAAAUGGCACGGUGAAGUUUGAAUACUGCACACAUGAAUAUGAAUUGUGCCAUGGCUCAGUGGUAAUUGCUGCAAUCACCAGCUGUACCAACACCAGCAAUCCAUCUGUAAUGUUGGGAGCAGGGUUAUUGGCGAAGAAAGCAGUAGAAGCUGGUCUUGAUGUUAAACCAUACAUCAAAACCAGCCUAUCUCCAGGAAGUGGUGUAGUUACGUACUACUUAAAGGAGAGUGGAGUCAUGCCGUAUCUUGCCAAACUGGGGUUUGAUGUUGUUGGCUAUGGCUGCAUGACAUGUAUUGGUAACAGUGGUCCUCUCCCAGAGACUGUUGUGGAAGCCAUUACUAAGGGUGACCUUGUCACUGUUGGUGUGUUAUCCGGGAACAGAAACUUCGAAGGCCGUGUACAUCCCCACACACGUGCUAAUUACUUGGCCUCACCACCAUUGGUCAUUGCAUAUGCCAUAGCUGGGAGCAUUCGCAUCAACUUUGAGGAGCAGCCAUUGGGUGUCAAUACAGAAGGUAAGAAAAUCUUCCUGAGGGAUAUUUGGCCAACUAGAGAAGAGCUGCAAGCAAUUGAGAGGAAAUUUGUUAUUCCUGCCAUGUUCAAAGAGGUUUAUGAGAACAUUGAGAAAGGAAACGAAUCCUGGAAUUUAUUGAAUGCUCCCAAUGAUAUACUAUACACAUGGAAUCCUCAGUCUACAUACAUCAAGUCCCCACCUUUUUUUGAAAACCUGACCUUGGAUCUUCAACCUCCUAAAUCUAUCAUAGAUGCAUAUGUCCUUUUGAACCUGGGUGAUUCAGUGACAACUGAUCACAUCUCUCCAGCAGGGAAUAUUGCAAGAAACAGCCCUGCUGCACGGUAUUUAACUGAUCAAGGUUUAACUCCCCGGCAGUUCAACUCGUAUGGAUCCCGCAGGGGCAACGAUGCAGUUAUGGCAAGGGGGACAUUUGCAAAUAUCCGGUUGGUCAACAAAUUCCUCAACAAGCAAGGGCCACAGACGCUGCACUUACCCAGUGGAGAGACGCUUGAUGUGUAUGAUGCUGCAGAGCGCUAUCAACAGGAAGAGCAUCCUCUGAUUAUAUUAGCUGGUAAAGAAUAUGGAUCGGGUAGUUCAAGAGACUGGGCUGCCAAGGGACCCUACUUGCAGGGAAUCAAAGCUGUUCUUGCUGAGAGCUAUGAACGUAUUCACCGCAGCAAUCUCGUAGGGAUGGGAGUAAUUCCAUUGGAGUAUCUGCCUGACCAGACAUCCGACAGCCUGCAACUUACAGGCCGUGAACGGUACACCAUCAUCAUCCCUGAGGUGUUGAAGCCUAGGAUGGAGGUCGAGAUUAAGCUUGACACUGGGAAAUCAUUCCAAGUUACCAUGAGAUUUGAUACCGACGUAGAACUUGCCUAUUUCCACCACGGUGGUAUCCUAAAUUAUAUGAUUCGUAAGAUGAUACAUCAGUAACGCAACACAAUUUUGUAAUGGUGGGGAAGGCUGUUCGAUCAUGAAUACACAGAUUUAAUACACUAAUUAUUGAAAGUAAAUUUUGAUAUACACCCAUUUAUUUCCAUCUGGAUGGAGCAGUGUAUUUUAGGUUUUUAAGUAGAUAAAAGAUUUUUCAGUAACUUUAUAAUAUACAUUAAUGAGAUAAUUAAAAAAAAUAAUUCCUUACAAUGACCUCAAAUUUCACAGAACCUGUGUUGUCUGUUUAGUUGUAAUAAUGUGAUCUAUUUUUGGAAGCCACAGAUUUGCAAUACCAUUAAAAAUGGGAUAUAAAAACA